Messenger RNA from Glossina fuscipes, 4523 nucleotides. RefSeq lists its product as uncharacterized. The coding region runs from base 238 to 4239 and encodes 1333 amino acids. The transcript is spliced from 4 exons. The record is from RefSeq and is a predicted model, not a curated record. NCBI's taxonomy places the organism in Eukaryota, Metazoa, Arthropoda, Insecta, Diptera, Glossinidae.
ACAAUUCCCGACCGCUGGAAAACAAAUAUAUCGCAAAAAAGUGAAUAUUUAGUUUUUCGGCAAUUACACUCUAAGCUGCAAAAUAAUUUCAUCAAAGUAGAAUGACAAACGAAAUGGCAGCAUAAUUUUAAGCGGCCGUCUUCAUCUGAUUCCCAAGUACAUAUUCGUGUGGCUGCGUGUGAUCUGUGUCGCUAACGCCCGAUAAUAAGAUUUAGCUCGGCAUAGAUUCCUUUCACAAUGCCUUUAGACGAAAUACCGAAUUAUUCAGAAAAAAUGCCAAAGCCUUCGGCUCCGAUAUCAUCCAUUAGCAAUAAUUCUUAUAAAGCAAGUAUUAACUCUUCCGAGCUACAUGAAGAUUUUGAAAUCCUACCUUCGGGCAGCCAUGUGCUGGCAAGAUAUCAAGGACAAAAGUGGAAUCAAUUCUUCGAUUUUGAUAAGAUUUUAAAGCAGAUACGUUUAGCUGAAAAGAUACACCUUAAAGGCAAAAAUAACACGGGCAGUGGUCAAAGCGACAGCAGUUCGCACUGUAAAAGCUCUAUCACUGGUAAUGGUAGUAAUUCAUCUCCUAGCAAAUCACGUAAACAUCAAGUUCGACAAGUGCAACGAUUAAAUGGCAUUGACAUGCAUUAUUAUGGGAUAGUGCCAAAGCAGACAGCUUUAGAUGUAGUGGUUUGCAACAUUUGCAUGGGCAUAUAUACAAAAAUAGGUUUCAAUAACCAUAUGCAGUUGCAGCACGCAUCUGUGUGGACUGGUGUGUCAACCAAAAUAUUACCAGUUACCGACUUGUGUUGUGUUUUUAAUGAUAAUAGCCAAGAUAGUAUGAAGGCUGAAAGCUCAGCAGUUGGCACUGAAGUUUUAGAUUCACCGUCGGAUCUUUCUGGCACUAUGUCCACCUGUUCAAAUGCUUCUUCUUGUUCAGUUUCAACUGUCUCAUCAGCAACCACCUAUAUUGCCCCACCGAGUUCUAGUUCGCGUCAGAAAAGCAUCACAAAGGCUGGGAGUAGCUCAGGUGGUAGCAGCAGCGGUGGGCGAUCUCGCAGCAAAAGUAAACACCACAACUCCUCUGUCAUCACGCCGUCUAAUGCCAAUACGGGAGUGUCGCAUUCUAAUUCAACCAUACAAUCCUCUAAAAAGGGUGCUUCCAAGAAAAGCUCUUCCAACCAUGUUAACAUCGGUAGCGUCAUCAACAGCAAUAACAACAACCACAACAACGCAAACUCAAUGUCAACAAUUGGAGGAGCAGCAUCCAUUUCUUGCGCCCUAUCGGCGAAAACUAAGGAACCAUCCGAAUCAAAAAUAAUAGCCAAAAUAGCGGUCAAUGAUGUGAUACCUAGCGGCCGCAAUUUAAAGAUACACACAACAACCACCAUUGGCAAUACUCCGGAAACAGUAAUGCAAACAUCUAAUAAUUUAUUUGGUUCAUCCACUUCUUCAUCUUCAUUAUCAUCGUCAUCGUCUUCCUCAUCGUCAUCAUCAUCGUCAAGCUCAUCAAAUUCGUCUUACUCUUUGCCACCGACACCUAAAAUGCCUACGUCAAAUCAAGAUUCAUUGAUGAUUGGCCAAAUGCCCAGCUUAGCAGCUCUAACAGAAUCAACGUAUUCACCAUUGGCUCUUAACAAUAAAGAGAAAUUAAAUGUUGUGACCAGCAACAGAAAUUCUUCCAUAAUUGAACAUUCUUCUGGAAAUAAGAAAAGGAAUAAAAUUCAAUCGCACUUUGGUCUCCACGAUGCUGUAGAAAACGCUUCAGUAGAUAUAAUGAAUCUUAAAGCCUCAUCCGCUCAAGCUACACAGAUGAUAACAGCGGAUCAACAGCAGCAUCGUCGUUUAAAUCAAUAUCAGGCACCAAUUAGUGAAUUGGAUCAAGCGGUGUCAUCAAUUACGGGUAUCAAAAUGGAACCAGUAGCGGCAGUCAACCAGGUCGAUUGCACUCUUUUAAACAAUGACAGCACAAAUGCCGCCACUUUGGAAAUACCACAAAGUACGAUCAACGAUGACGGUCACAUAAUGCAUAAUACAUCGGAUGACAGUGCCAUGUUAAAGCAUGUUCUGGAAGAGUUCAAUAUGCUUGAUAGUAAAUUAAUUAACGAAAUUCUUAAUGCUGAGACUGAUUUGAAUUUUGAUGUCAAUGACUUAAACGACAACACUGGUAGUAAUAAUCAUCAUCAACAGCAACAACAACAGGUCGCCGUUUAUCUCGAUCAGCCUGCUACAAAACGUAUGCGCUUUGAUGAAACGGUCCAUGUUGGACAACAACAAUUGCCUCAAGCGACGACAGAUGCACAAAACAUUUCAGCGGAGUUUACAAUGUUUUCUCAACAAAAUCAACAGCCGCAACAACAAUAUGCCCAGUAUGACAACUCGAACAUAACGUUGGGUGCGCAAUAUCAAACACCCAUUGAUGCCAUGCAAUUGCAACAACUAAUUUAUCAACAGCAGCAGCAGCAACAGCAGCAACAACAACAUGCACAACAUCAAAUAACGGCCAACGCUUACGAUAAUGUUGUGAGUGCCAUGAAUAUUGCAGCUAUACAGCAGAAUCCACAAUCGCAACAGCCGCAACAAAUGUACAACGCAAAUACCACUUUAAUGGACACCAAACAAAUAAUUGAGCUAUGUGGUGAAGGUUUAGCGAAUCAAUCCAAUACAGGUUUGGUUGCUAAUCUUCAAAAUAAGCUUAAACAAGAAGAUUACGUUACCCUGCCCGCUGAUGUUACGGCCCAAUUUCAAAUUUUUAAUGUUCCAUCUCUGACGGAUGAUGUCGACCCUCCUCAACCUGCUAUGGGCCAUCAUCAUCAUAUAGUUGAACGCCAAUAUAUGAUGCCUGCUCAUGACGAACAGGAACAAUUAAUAUACGAAAUAACAACGAACGAAGCGACAACUGUAAUGAGUCAACAACAUCAGCAACAAGUUAUAGCAGAAUUUCUCAAUCAAGCAGCAUCAACUUAUGAACAGCAACAACACCGUCAGACAGAAUCAAUAGUAGCUCCCAAGACUCCAACAUCUUGUGUAAAGACUGACACGUUUUGGGAUGAAUUAUUAGAUUUCGAUUACAACUUGGUGGAAAGCGUUAAGCCUUUAGGUAACGUCAACCCUCCAACAAUUAAAAACGAGCGGGAAUCAACAACGCCUGUUUUUAAAUAUCACGAAGACUUCUUUUUCAAUGUGUUCUUGUACGCGGGCAUACCGCGUCCUCUUGCCAUUAAUACAUUUGGUCUCAUCAAACUACCUCAGGGAGUUGCGGUCACUUUUCGCAAACAUUUACUUACCACUCGCAAAGCUAACAACAGCUUAACAGGCUUAGUAUCUCUAGCCACUGGAAGCUUGAAUGGUAUUGUAAGCCAAGGGUCGACGGGCCCAUCGUUGACAGGUGCCGCAGCCGGACGUUUCACCCAUUCCAAACUUCCGAUUUAUUUUGCAGCUUUAGCCAAUGCUAACAGUUGUGGUAGUAAUAGUAACACUGGCAACGAAUUCUCAAUAGGCAGUAUAACCAUUACGAACGCAUCAUCAAAUUCAAAUAAUCUGCAACACCAAAAUUGCAACAAUUCACAACAGCAGCAAAAACAAGAUAUAAAUGUGAGUUGGACCAAUGGUAGCACACCAGCGAUGCCGGCUAUGAUACGAAGUCGUACUAAAUCUGGUGGAGGUGCGGUAGCAGGCCCAUUUGGUAAUGCUUGUGGUAGCGGUUUGAAACACAAAUUUGGUCCUGGCUUCGCUACAGCAGCGCAUGUGAGCAUGGGCACGGUAGGUCCUCAGAAUGUAAAGACAAUCAUUGUGAGUGGAGCUGCGCUUACGUCAGAUCGUAAUUUGAAAUUCAUCAAACGCAGUCUUAUAUCUAAAAUAAAUAUUACUAAGACUCAACAACAAAAUUUAACAAAUACACAAAUUACUACAAAAAAAUUGUCAGAAAUCCUGAAUGGCAAGAGGCAAACAUUAGAGAUGGCUGUCAAUGAUCUGAUUACCGAAGACCACGCCGAACGUCAAUCGAAACUGAAUCGAAUAAGCAGCUUCUACGAAAGACGACGAAAGUUAGCGACAAGUGGUCGCCGCCACCAACACCAGCCACAACAAUGUAAGCCAUGUCAAACUUCUAACCUCCUUCAACAGCAACAGCCGCAAUCACAAAAGUUUCUAAAACACCAUGCACUCAUACGUAGCUUUCCCGAUUGCAGCGUUCACACUUCAUCCAACAUAACUACUCAUACAACCGCCGAUGCCAGUGUUAUGCGUGUUUAUAUUUAAUUCUUGUAUUUUUUUUUUUUUUUUUUUUUGUGAUUUGAGUACCAAUUCUAAUUAUUGUUUCAUUUAUAAAUAUUUGAAAAAAUGCUUUCUUGGAACAAGGCGUAUAGCUCAACCAGAAUAUGAUCCAGUGUCGUUCAAAUUAUUAUUGUCGAUUCUGAAUAUACAAGUUAAAAAUACAAAUUGAAAAACGACAUCAUCUUGGAUCACCUUGGUUAAGCCAUUUUGCCACAUUGUUCUGCAAGCAAAUCGCUUGAAUGCAACAACAAUAAACAGUAUUUGUAAUA